Molecule: messenger RNA, 288 nt
Organism: Racocetra persica
Lineage: Eukaryota; Fungi; Glomeromycota; Glomeromycetes; Diversisporales; Gigasporaceae
Source: the annotation of a GenBank genome assembly
AAAGCUGAAAUAUGCCACCUAAAGCAAAAAGGAGUUAGUCAAAUUAGACUAGCUGAACAGUUUGGUGUAGCCAAAGCUACAAUCUCAGAUAUUGUUCAUAAAAAAGAAAAGUGGUUAGCACUUGAUUUAAACUUGAACAAUGUCUAUUCAAAGCGACAAAGGGCUGGAAAAUAUCCUUUGGUAGAAGAAGCACUUGUGCUUUGGAUAUCAAGAGCAAAUACUGCAUUGCAAACAAUUAUAGGUGCAAUAGUUAAACGUAAAGCAACACAACUCGCGAAAGGGCUUGAA